Molecule: messenger RNA, 1917 nt
Organism: Fusarium falciforme
Lineage: Eukaryota; Fungi; Ascomycota; Sordariomycetes; Hypocreales; Nectriaceae
Product: HET domain-containing protein
Exons: 3
Coding region: 1-1917 (638 amino acids)
Source: RefSeq, a predicted model, not a curated record
AUGACCCCUCAACUACCGAAAUGCGACGUCUGUCUCGACCUCGACAAGGAGCUCUUGGAACGUAAGCUCCACGGAGAAGCCUAUUCCUGCUAUCUUGAGGAGAUCAUUGCAUCCUUGGAAAAGUGUCAAACAUGCAGCCUCCUGCUUAAGGCUGUCCGGCACUCUUUCCCGGAGGUUUUUGCCAAGCCGGCCUUCUUCCAGCUCUAUUUCUCUCAUUUUGGCGGACAAGGCUAUCAAUGGUCCAAUGAUGUUUUCGGUCUGAGCAUUUCACCAAGAGAGUUCCCUGACACAGAAGAUGAUCCGCUGGAGAUGAUUCCCGGUGGCUGGAAACCGCGAGUUCUUCACAUCUGUUCCACAAACCCAAUCCCUGGCCAUUAUUUGGCAGAGGUUCUGUUAUCUCCUCCGACCGCCAAGCUUUGGCUGCGCAAGCGAAGGGAUGGAUCCAUGAUUGCGAGAAGAAUCAUCCUGACUGCCGUAGGGUCCAGACCAGUCUCCCCAAACGGGUCGUUCAAAUGGUACCUGGGCCGGGGGCUGGCGCUUGUACACCAUUGCUGGGGCAAGCAUCAGAUCAUCACCACGACGAGAGGCAACUUCAGCCAACACCAGGACGAAAUCCCGUGGGACGAUCUGUCAACCACUUUUCGAGAUGCCAUCGAGUUUUGUCUGUGUUUAGGACUGGAGUUUAUCUGGAUUGACUCACUAUGCAUCGUGCAGGACGACACCGAAGACUGGGAACAGGAAGCCGUCAAGAUGGCGACGUAUUAUACAAACGCGCAUGUGACUCUGGCAGCAACGGCGGCUCCUGACGGAACUGUUGGGCUAUUCCCUGAACCCCAUGUCGAGGACCAGCCUCUGGUGUUGGAAGGUACAAAUGAACGAGGAGAACCGUACCACCUCGUUGCUCGAACCUCCAUCAACCACGUCUUUGAAGAUGAGCAGGUUGCAAUUGCCGAGUUCCCGCUGAUGACCCGAGGAUGGGUUUACCAAGAGCACAUUUUAUCCCGCCGCUUCCUUCACUUUGGAAGGAGGGAGCUCAUGUGGGAGUGUCACUCUGCUACACAUUGCCAAUGUGGCGUCAUACCCAGCCAGCCGCGGUCUGACUACACGACAAACCAGGUGCUUAGCGUUGCCAAGUCUGGCCUGGAUAUAACAGACAAGAAGUCUAGACGGAGAAUGUGGUAUGAUAAUGUUGAGGCAAUCAUGAACCUAAACUUUACAUACUUUAAGGAUAGACUUCCUGCUGCUGCGGGUGUGGCAAAGCGACUGGCGAAGGGAGCCACGGGCAGAUACUUGGCAGGUUUAUGGGAAGAUUGUCUCAUUGCGGAUCUUUGCUGGUCGAUCCUCGAGAAUGGGGGAAGGUCGGAUGAACUGAAAGGUUUCCCAUCCUGGUCCUGGGGAUCUGUAUCUGGGGGGCUGGCAACACUCUGGUGUCAGUCUGACCUUGAUGAUGACAACGUGAAGCCAGUAGCCACGGUCCUUGAGAUCAGCUGCGAGCCCAACCCUCCGUCAUUCCUGGGUCAUCUGGACCGAGCCAUACUUGUUAUUGAAAGCCGCGUUGUCACCGUAACGAUGUCUUCGGUCGAUAUGAAAGGCAGAAGAGUGCGAGAAUUACAGUUCAAGAACGCCAAGUUGUACGGAGAGCUGGGUGGGAGCUGGACCUUCCAUCCAGAUGUCCAGAACUGGGAAAUGGAUGGCGCAGAGGUGGAAGUGGUUAUUGUAGAGAUGAUGAGAGAAAUGGUGGAUGAAAAGGUCAAGUCGGCCACUUUUGUGAUUUUGCAACCCGAUAAAGACUUGUCUCGACGCGUUGGGCUCCUGAGGGCUCAGGUGAGGAGGAGAAGAGGGGCGCCUGAUCAAGGCUUGACGUUUCUGGAUCACUUUUUGAGCGAGGCUACAACAGCGACGGUAAAUAUUUGUUAA